Molecule: messenger RNA, 918 nt
Organism: Oryza brachyantha (malo sina)
Lineage: Eukaryota; Viridiplantae; Streptophyta; Magnoliopsida; Poales; Poaceae
Product: transcription initiation factor TFIID subunit 11
Exons: 4
Coding region: 32-658 (208 amino acids)
Biological process (GO): RNA polymerase II preinitiation complex assembly; transcription initiation at RNA polymerase II promoter
Cellular component (GO): transcription factor TFIID complex; nucleus
Molecular function (GO): transcription coactivator activity; protein heterodimerization activity
Source: RefSeq, a predicted model, not a curated record
CCCGAUCCGUUCUCCACCAGCCGCGGCGGCGAUGAAGGACCCGUUCGAGGCGGCGGUGGAGGAGCAGGAGUCGCCGCCGGAGUCCCCGGCGGCGCACGAGGAGGACGCAGGCGGGGCCCCCGAGGGAUACGAAGGCGGCAGCGGGUCGCGCGCGCCUCCGCGGCUGCCUCCGUCGGGGGCCGCCGGCUCGGGCUCCGGCGGCGCCGCCGCGGCGGGGAGGGGCAAGGUGGUGCGGGUUCAGAAGGAGCAGGAGGAGGAGGAUGACGAGGAGGAGCACAUGGAGGUCGACCUCGACAAGCUUCCCUCCGGCAGCAGCGACCCGGACAAGCUCGCCAAGAUGAAUGCGAUACUAUCCCAGUUUUCAGUAGACCAGAUGAACCGGUAUGAGUCAUUCCGCAGAUCGGGAUUCCAGAAAUCUAACAUGAAAAAGCUAUUGGCGAGCAUCACUGGCAGUCAAAAGAUUUCUCUACCAACAACAAUUGUAGUAUCAGGAAUUGCAAAGAUGUUUGUUGGCGAGCUCAUUGAAACAGCUAGAAUAGUCAUGACUGAGAGGAAGGAUUCUGGACCCGUAAGGCCUUGCCAUAUCAGAGAAGCCUACAGAAGAUUGAAACUUGAAGGGAAGAUCCCACGGCGGACUGUUCCCAGGCUCUUCCGUUAGAACUGAAGCAUGUCUAUUGAUCCCAGUCGACACUGUGAUGGCCCUUUAUGCUGUCAGACUGGAAAGAAAGAACUAAAUGAGAUGUAUGUCGUCAGCUUUGUGAAAUUGUUCUGUGGUUUCCCUUGCAGCAAGGGAAACGGAGUAAACAGUAUGUGCAAGAUGAAGUACUACGGUACUCCUAACCGUGUAAAAUUCUAUGUAUAAAAUAUUGACCGUAGGCUGUAAUUUUCAAGCUUAUGAAUAGUUGAACUAUGGUACUA